This is a messenger RNA of Bemisia tabaci, 1482 nucleotides long. Its product is annotated as 17-beta-hydroxysteroid dehydrogenase 13. The record is from RefSeq and is a predicted model, not a curated record. Lineage: Eukaryota; Metazoa; Arthropoda; Insecta; Hemiptera; Aleyrodidae. Gene Ontology annotation, molecular function: oxidoreductase activity, acting on the CH-OH group of donors, NAD or NADP as acceptor.
GAGCUUUUUGAUGUAGUUUGUGCGGACCUAGUCUCCCGUUUCUGGCGUUACGAAGGUUUUAGGCGCGUAGAACUAACACGUGGAGAAAUGACGGAGCAGCGGACACUACCUAAAGAAUUCACUCUGUUGGUGUUCCAAGUAAUAUGGCUCCUCAUCAUGCUGAUACCAGCGUGUCUUUGGGCUUUGUUGAUGACAAUCUUACCUUCGAGGAGGAAGUCACUGAAAGAUGAAGUUGUUUUGAUCACGGGGGCCGGGAACGGGUUGGGCAAGGAGCUGGCGAUGCAGAUGGCAAAGAAGGGAUGCAAACUGGCUCUGGUCGACAUAAAGGUGGAGGCCGUCACCAAAGUGGCCAACGAGAUCAAUUCAAGGCACGGGUGCGUGGCGAAGGCCUACAUCGCCGAUCUAGGGAUCCCUGAGGACAUCUCGACCUUGGCGCAAAUCAUCUCGGCCGACUUCCAGCGAGUCGACAUCCUCAUCAACAACGCUGCCCUCUGUUUUGGCGGCGUCACUACCCAUGAGCACAAGGACCACGAGAUUGAAGCUAUGUUCAGGGUCAACGUUAUGAGUCAUUUCUGGAUGAUCCGAGAAUUCCUACCGGGUAUGCUGAGUCGAAAUCAUGGGCAUGUCGUUGCAAUAUCUUCCGUUUUAAGUCUCAUAGGAGGUCACGACGCGUCUCUCUACACUUCAACAAAAUGGGCAGUCACAGGUAUGAUGCACUCUUUGCGAGAUGAACUCGAGAGAAUCCCCAAUAAUGCAGUUCAGAUCUCUAACGUGUGCCCAUACUUCAUUAGCUCUGGAACGUACGUGUGCAAAUUAUGGAGUAAUAGAUUGCCAGACGUAUCAUUGGAGUAUGCUGCGAAAUGUGCAAUUAACGGUAUCGAAGAAAAUAAGUUUGAAUUCACAAUCCCAUCGUAUCAUUACCCUUUUUACCUGGUGCUAAAGAUUGUGCCUCGAAGCAUCGUUAAAUAUUUCCGCAAAAUAUUUUAUGCAAACGCGACACCUCUAACCGAAGGAGAGAGAGGCAUAGUGAUCCCUCUAAAAUCAAGAGUUAAACUGGUAGAUGGAUGUCAUCAUGAUGACCGCUAGCAAUGUCAUCGUGAUAAUUAGUAAUGUUUUCCUAUGUCUUUGAAGUGGCUUAAAAGAUGAGUUAAGCUGGUAAGUAGAUGAAAUCAGGUCGGAAAAACAUGAGGAAGAAAAAUAUUUUUAGGUUUUUACUCGGGUCUUAAUCUAUAGGUUUCCAUUUUCUUCCUCCCUGACACUGUAUAUUCUUCUAUUACAGGAGUAACUUUUUCUUCCACGCAGUAAGGUUAUAAGCUUGGCACCUCGUGUGCCAAUUUUUCAACCCUCCCUUUCUGCUAGAGAGAUAAGAAUGACUAGAUUUAAUUGAUUUGUUAUCGCUGUUCUUUACUCAUUUUGUGUAAUUGUGUUCACCAAGUUCCUUUAUUAAGUGUAAGUUCCUUGCAAUAAAAGAAUUAAGUAUUA